AUGUUGAGGAAUGGUGCAGAACCUAUCUUUAAUUCGAGAGCUCCUUUUGAGAGGAUUCAGAUGGAUAUUUUAGGCCCGUUACCUGUUUCUUCUUUAGGCAAUAAGUAUCUCCUAAUUGUUGUUGAUUGUUUUACUAAAUGGGUAGAGGCUUUUCCUUUGAAAAAUAUGAGAGCUACUACGGUAGCAGAAAUUUUUGUUAAUCAGGUUGUUUCUAGAUAUGGGGUCCCGUUGGAACUUUAUAUUGAUCAGGGAAGGAGUUUUGAAUCACAGCUCUUUCAAGAAUUGAUGAGAAUUUUGGGAAUUAGGAAAACGAGGACGACCGCUCUUCAUCCUCAGUCUGAUGGUCAAGUUGAAAGACAACAUCAGACAAUUUUACAGACCUCUAAACAUGAGGCUAUAGGCGUAACUCCUUCAGAAUUGUUUUGCGGAAGAGAUCUUACCUUGCCGAUGGAUUUGCUAAGAGGUACUCCUCCCAGUUAUGGUUUUUCUGAGUCAGCGGAGGAGUACGUUCGAAAUUUGCGGCAGAAGCUGGAUGAAAUUCAUCAGAGAGCUAGACAUCCCGUUUUUGAGGAAGGACAGAAGGUUUGGUUAUUUAAUCCUCAUCGUAAGAAGGGUGGUCGGAAAAGCAAGGUUGUGCAUGCCGACAGGUUAGCUCCGUAUAGAGAAAGGGAAGAAUUCUAA
Pogonomyrmex barbatus (red harvester ant) is the source of this 681-nucleotide messenger RNA. RefSeq lists its product as uncharacterized. The record is from RefSeq and is a predicted model, not a curated record. NCBI's taxonomy places the organism in Eukaryota, Metazoa, Arthropoda, Insecta, Hymenoptera, Formicidae.